ACUACCGGAGGUUUUAGAAUCUAAAAAAUGGCACUGUUUUUUCUAUUUCUUCUUGUGUGUGUUCCUCUCCUAUCUCUCCUCUACUCUCUUUCAAAAAUCUUCAAAAACAGAUCUUGUUCAUGUCCACCAGGCCCUCAUGGACUACCUUUCAUCGGAAACUUCCACCAGAUCAAUUAUUCGAGCCUCCAUACUUUCUUAUGGCAACUCUCUAAAUCCUACGGCCCAAUCAUAUCUCUUCAAUUCGGUUUCAUUCCAGCUAUCGUGGUUUCUUCUGUGAGUGUAGCGAAAGAAGUCCUGAAAACCCAAGAUAUCAUCUUUUGCAAUAGGCCAUCAUUUGUUGGGCCAAAAAAAUUAACGUACAAUUACCUUGAUGUAACCUUUUCCCCCUACAACGAUUAUUGGAGAGAUAUGAGAAAGAUUUAUAUGUUCCAUUUGUUGACCCCUAAAAAAGUACAAUCUUUUAGGUAUAUUCGUGAAGACGAGGUCUCAUGUACCAUGAAUAAGAUACAUGAGGUAGCUCUUUCGUUUAAUACCGUAAACUUGAGCGAAACUAUGAAGCAUGUGGCCGUUACUAUAGUGACGAGAGUAGGCUUUGGGAAGAGUUAUCAGGAUGAACAUGAAAGAAAAGAGGUUCUUCGACUACUUAAUGAACUUCAAUCGAUAAUGGCAGAAUUCUUUGUUUCAGAUCUUUGGCCUGGUCUUCCUUUUGUGGGUUUGGUUGAUAGGCUCAUGGGAAAAAUGGAUCGGGUAGAGAAAUGCUUCAAAAGUCUUGAUUCAUUUUACGAAGAACUCAUUGGUGAACACCUCGACCCUCAAAACCGAAAGUCUAAUGAUGAAGAAGAGGAUAUAGUUGACAUUCUACUCCGACUUAAGAAAGAUAAAGAAUUCAGUUUCACUUACGAUCACAUUAAAGGCAUGCUCGUGGAUAUCUUGGCAGCUGGGACAGAUACUAGUGCCGCUACAGUGAUUUGGGCAAUGACGUUAUUAGUGAACAACCCCAAUGUAAUGAAGAAAACACAAGAAGAAGUGAGAAAUGUAGUUGGAAAGAAAGGUAGAGUUGAUGAGGAUGAUCUUUCAAAGCUCACAUAUUUGAAGGCAGUUGUAAAAGAGACCUUGAGGUUAUAUCCUCCGGCUCCUCUUUUAGUACCUCGAGAAAGUCAGAAAGAUGUCAGUUUACAUGGCUACAAAAUCAAGAAAAAAACCGUAGUUUACGUGAAUGCAUUUGCCAUUGGAAGGGACCCAGACGCUUGGGAGAACCCAGAGGAGUUCUUACCAGAAAGGUUUUUGGGUAGUGAUAUUGAUUUUAGAGGGAAUAAUUUUGAGUUCAUUCCAUUUGGAGCUGGUCGAAGAAUUUGUCCUGGAAUCUCGAUGGGUGUUGUCACAGUGGAGUUAUUGCUUGCGAAUCUUGUUUACUUGUUUAAUUGGGCUUUGCCUGAUGGGAUGAGGAAGGAAGACUUAGACUUUGAGGCGAUGGAAGGAAUAACCAUGCAAAAGCGGAAUGAUCUUUGCCUUGUAGCUCAUAUAUACGCCUGAAAUAUUCUAUUAAGCAUGAUUUAGUGGUGAUCACUUUGUAUCAAAUUAACAUUUCAAAAUAUAGUCGGGUUAGAUUCGACUUAUAUAGGCUUCAACCUUAGGGUGGCUUACUGUUAAAAAAAUAAACUUGUAAAAUAUACUUUUCAUCAUUAAUAUUUCGUAGAUUAUAUUUUAUUCUAGUUAAAUAAUGUAUGAUAUGUUACAUGUUUAAAACGUUUCAAAAUAAUAUUUCCUACGUUAUAUUUUA
Lactuca sativa (garden lettuce) is the source of this 1780-nucleotide messenger RNA. Its product is annotated as 6,7,8-trihydroxycoumarin synthase. Lineage: Eukaryota; Viridiplantae; Streptophyta; Magnoliopsida; Asterales; Asteraceae. Gene Ontology annotation, molecular function: monooxygenase activity; oxidoreductase activity, acting on paired donors, with incorporation or reduction of molecular oxygen; heme binding. The record is from RefSeq and is a predicted model, not a curated record.